Molecule: messenger RNA, 2442 nt
Organism: Beta vulgaris subsp. vulgaris (sugar beet)
Lineage: Eukaryota; Viridiplantae; Streptophyta; Magnoliopsida; Caryophyllales; Amaranthaceae
Product: ABC1 family protein C21C3.03, mitochondrial
Exons: 5
Coding region: 499-2157 (552 amino acids)
Source: RefSeq, a predicted model, not a curated record
CAAAAAAGAAAAAGCAAAAUCGCAGAUAUAACGCCCAAUUUAUUGUGGUCGGAAACUUAAACAUUAUAAUCACAUUCGAACACAUAAUGAACAAGUGAACAAACUUUGGCGACGAUGAACACCUAUCAAUUGAUUUGAAGCUCAAAGAAUGCCGCUGAUUCCACAACACCGCCAGAUUUUUGACCCACAUAUUCAACCCCAUUUUAAUUAAUCAUGUCCAGGUUGAUUGGUAUCGAGCUGCAUCUUCAUGGAUCCUUUACUUAUUUACUUUACAAGCCUCGCCCAGUUAUGGCGUGAAUAAUUUCUGGUGGACUCUUUGGUUGCAGAAGUUUGGCUGCUGGGAGAGUCAGAAGGAUAAUUCGUGCCUUUCUUCACGAGCAGAAAUGUAGCUAUAGCAAGCUUGAUCUUUGCUCACAGUACAAUCUUGUGAGCAAAACCUAUGCUCCUCGAAAAUUUUCAGAAUCAAAGUAUCUAUUUUCCACCAAUGGAAUACAGAAAAUGCAUAGCUUCUCAGCAAGUUUUUUAGUCUCCCAUGAAGCUAAAGUUGCUUGGAGAAGGCUUUUUUACAUGCAGACUUAUGGUGGACAAGCUCUUUCUCGUAUUAGCGAAGCAGCUGCUGCUGUGAGUUUAGCUUUGAGCCGCUAUCAGCUUCUUGCCCCCAGUGUGCUUGCUUUACUAGCUGGACAGUUUUCAUGUGGACAUUUUGAGUGGACUCGUGCAGAAUGCUUACCAGUAGCUGGUACUCUGUACAAUCAUGCGCAAAGUGGACAUGUUUAUUUGACAUCCAUUGUGUUUUCACUGGUAGAGACUAUUACUAUCUUUCUUCGGGCAAUCUAUUUAGCAGUCAUAUUUUCACCUUGCAUAGUAAUGGCUCCUUUUGCUGAUUCACUUGGUGUAGAGUUUAGAGAAGCUUGGCUUAGAGUUCUUCGCUGCACUCUAGAAAAGGCUGGCCCAGCAUUCAUAAAAUGGGGACAAUGGGCUGCUACAAGGCCCGAUCUUUUCCCUCAGGAUAUUUGCACAGAACUGGCACAGCUGCACUCCCAAGCACCAGUACAUAGCUUUGCCUUCACUAAACAAACGAUUGAGAAGGCAUUUGGCCGCAAGCUGGGGGAAAUUUUUGAGAACUUUGACGAGGAGCCUGUUGCUUCUGGAAGUGUUGCUCAGGUGUACCGAGCUACUCUUAAAUUCCGUUAUCCUGGUCACACGAUGAAGCCUAGGUUAGUUGCUGUGAAGGUCAGGCAUCCUGGCGUUGGUGAGGCAAUCCGUAGAGACUUCAUUAUUAUAAAUGUGUUUGCUAAAGUUUCGAACUUGAUACCGACAUUGAAGUGGUUGAGACUGGAUGAAAGCUUGCAACAGUUUGCAGUUUUUAUGAUGUCUCAAGUUGACCUGGCAAGGGAAGCUGCUCAUUUAAGUCGAUUCAUCUAUAAUUUCCGCAGAUGGAAGGAUGUUUCGUUCCCGAAACCUCUCUAUCCUUUAGUUCACCCAGCUGUUCUGGUUGAAACUUAUGAACAUGGUCAAAGUGUCUUGCAUUACGUUGAUAAACUUGAAGGACAUGGUAGUAUUAAAACUGCCCUUGCUUCAAUUGGGAGUCAUGCCCUCCUGAAAAUGCUUUUGGUCGACAAUUUUGUCCAUGCUGACAUGCAUCCAGGAAAUAUACUUGUCCGGAUAAAGGAGAGAACCCCAGGGACACAGCUCUUUGAAUCAAGACCUCAUGUCAUAUUCCUUGAUGUAGGCAUGACUGCUGAACUUUCUAAAAGAGAUAGGAUGAACAUAGUGGAGUUUUUCAAGGCUGUUGCUCUUCGAGAUGGUCACACUGCUGCUCAAUGUACUCUACAAUUUUCAGAACGCCAAAGUUGCCCAAACCCUGGGGCUUUUGUCGAGGAAGUGGAAAAGCAUUUCAAUAUCUGGCGCUCACCUGAGAGCUGUACUCUGCAUGCUGCUGAUUGUAUGCAGCAACUUCUAGAGCUAGUUCGGCACCAUAAAGUCAACAUUGAUGGAAAUAUCUGUACAGUGAUUGUAACAACCAUGGUUCUUGAGGGUUGGCAGCGUAAACUGGAUCCGGAGUACAACGUAUUAGACACUCUGAGAGCAAUGCUGUUUAAAGUUGACUGGGCAGAGUCUCUGAUAUACACAAUUGAAGGACUGGUAGCCCCCUGAGCUGAUCGUAUAUCAGCUAUACUUUCCAUGAACAUUCGACCCUCGAGAAUUAAAUUUUUUGAAUUAUUAAUACUAGAAUCAUAGAAGUAUGUAUGGUUCGUUUAGAAUAGAAUGGCAUCUUUAUCAUUGCUUGCAAUUGCAUUCUUGUACCAUAGUUCUACUAGUAUACAAUAAGCAUGAUCUGGUCCCAACGACGAAUUUGAUAAGUGGCCAUACUGAGAGUCUUGGAUCAUGUACUUUUUUAUCAUUUUAAACGAUGCGAAUGAUACUUGUGUGUUUUAAGUA